UCUGUUGCUCUCAUGGGAAACAUUUCUAAUUGUUUUCUAAUCUUUGUCUCUUGUUAAUUGUUUCCCAAUCGAUUUAAAUUAUGGAUUCUAAGGAUUUUCCAUCAAUAUUCAACUAUUUUAGUGAUAAAAUUGAUCAGAUAAAUGAUUUAGUUCCUCUGGUUAAAGCAUGUAAACUGGAAGGUGCAAGUGAAGGUAAUGACAAUUUGCCCAAACUUUCAUACUUAUCGGCAAUUGUCCAAGAGAUGGAGGAGAUGUUGGUUAUUGUUGAAACUGAAUUGGAUCGUCAAAAAGAGGAUCUAUUAACCAAGAAGGAUCUUAUAACAAAAAAGGUUGAAUCAGUCCAAGAUCAUUGUAAUUAUUUAGUUUCAUUUAAAGGAAAAUAUCAAGCUCCUAGAGAGAUUAAGGAGACUAUUCCAAUAGCUGCUGCUUCUGUUGUUCCGUCAAAAAUUGCCCACCAUUCAACUGUUGCUUCUCAUCAUCACCCGCCAACAGCGAAAGGUACAAGUAAAUCAGUUCGUAAGGAAGAUAAUCGUACUAAGAAAGUAACAACAUCAACAGUCUCUGAGAACAAUAAAGCUAAAAAUCAUCCAACAACCGAGUACAAGACAGUAAAAAAUAGAGAAAUACCAAUGGUAGAGCCGAUUAACAUGAAUGAAUUUGAUGAGAUUCCACAAUAUAUGAGAGGAAGGAUAACCCAUUCAUCAUUAAAUCAAGGUUUAGCUGCUUUUAUGGACACAAUUACUGCUAAAUAUCAACUUCUAUCAACCCAUAGUUCCAGAUAUACCGAUGAAGAUAUGAAAAGAGCUCAACUUUACAAGUCACAAGAAAACUCUGAUACCGCUGGUCAAUUAUUCUGUACAACCGAUGAUCUUAAAAUGUAUAGUAAUCUCAAAGAAACCAACACAACCAAAAUAGUAUUAACGUGUUUACGACAUUGUAGAAGAAUCAAAGAAAUCAGAGGCCCAGGGAAACUAAUUCGAUAUGCAGUUGUUAAACCCUAAUCGUCAACAAAUUCACUUAAUCAUGAGAUUAAAACUACCAUCAAAACCAAAAAAAAACUUCAAACAUCCCAUCAUUGGUGAGAUUUAACUUCUACCAAUCUAAAAAGGACCAUGAAAGCCAACCAUUGAUUGUGAUUAUGGGCUAAUCAUUUCGCAAAGAAUCAAAAUUUGUCUAAUCAGACACAAAAAAAGUGAUUAUGGAAACAAAAAGUGACAUUUUGGUGGAAAUAAAUUUUUUAUUUACAAUCAACAUGUUAGGAAAACUGUAAACAGUCAAUCACAGUCGCAAAAGUGUUAUUAAUUAUUGAUUAUCGUCUCAUUUUUGUGUAAUUUUUUUUCAUCUCAAUAUUAUUAUGCUUACUUAUAGUAUCUUAUUGUAAAUAUUUAUAUAUAUAAAUUUACCUACAAAUUGAAAGGUUUUAAUUGUAAACAUCAAAACCUUUACUAUUUUCCUUAAUUGGAAAAUAUUUCAUUUCAAAUUUGUAGGUAAAUUGUGUCUUCUGUAA
Molecule: messenger RNA, 1507 nt
Organism: Panonychus citri (citrus red mite)
Lineage: Eukaryota; Metazoa; Arthropoda; Arachnida; Trombidiformes; Tetranychidae
Product: spindle and kinetochore-associated protein 1-like
Exons: 2
Coding region: 81-1001 (306 amino acids)
Biological process (GO): regulation of microtubule polymerization or depolymerization; mitotic cell cycle; chromosome segregation
Cellular component (GO): outer kinetochore; spindle microtubule; mitotic spindle
Molecular function (GO): microtubule binding
Source: RefSeq, a predicted model, not a curated record